This is a messenger RNA of Paramecium primaurelia, 1798 nucleotides long. The record is from the annotation of a GenBank genome assembly. NCBI's taxonomy places the organism in Eukaryota, Ciliophora, Oligohymenophorea, Peniculida, Parameciidae.
AUGAACAAAUAAUAGGAGUUGAAUGCUUUUGAGAAUGGAAAGAAAUUUAAAAUAAAAACUGAACGUAGUACUUAAAUUGCAUCUCCUAAGAACAAAGAUAUGGAUACAUAAGAAGAUAUUGUUAAGAAAUUGACUGAUAAUUAUAAGAUGUAAUAAAAAGAGAUUGAUAAAUUAUUUAUAACCAUAGAGAAUAAGGAAGAUUAAAUAAGGAAAUUAUAAGAUUUUGUUAAGUUGUAAUAAAAAGAGAUUGAUCGGUUAACUCACAUUAAUGAAUACCUUAUGCAAGCAAAUUAGACAAAAUUAAGUAUAUUAAGAGAUGAAAGAUAAUUGAAUUAAGGAGGUAAGACAAACCAAAAAUUUAAAACUCAUAAAUCAUUAUUACCAUUAGAAAAAAAGAGUAAUAAAAUAACAGAAGAAGGAAAUACUUAAUCAGUAAAAUUAUUUAGGAGAUAAACGUUUCGAAAUCCAACUUUAGUAAGGUUUCAUCAAGAUGAUGGAGAUACAUUUAAAAAUGAUAGGAAUACAUCUGGAGCAUCUAAUUUUUAUGAUAUUUUAUAAUAAGAAGAUUGUUUUAGAACCAAUGCAAUUUUGAAUAUUUAAUUAUGUAUAUAUAAAUAAAUAUACUUUAGCUGAUGAAGAUGCUACUACUUAAUAUAAUAUAGAUGGUACAGUCUCAUUAAUGAAAGUGCUUUUAGAAUCUGAAGAAAACUUUUGUGACAUAAUCUAAUCAAUUUCAGCAUAAAAAUUAUCAUUCUUAUAUGAUAAAUUCAAAAGAAUAAUGUCAGAUCAUUAAUAAUUAUUUAUCUUAGUCUUAAGACUCAAAAAAAUAGUUACAGGUGCUUUAUAAAUGAAUUCAUCUGUUCUAUUAGAUGAUGCAUUAUAAACAAUUAUUGAUAAAUGUAUUGAUUGUUUAGAAUGUGAUAGAGCAUCUUGUUUUAUAGUUGAUUAAGCAAAAAAGGAAUUAUGGACUAGAGUUGCUAAAGGUACACAAACAACUAUAAGAUUAUAAAUUGGAUAAGGACUUGCAGGAUUUGUUGCUUAAAAUAGAAUAAUUUUGAAUAUUGAAGAUGCAUAUAGAGAUUAAAGAUUCAAUACCUAAUAAGAUGUAAAAAAUAAUUAUAAAACAAAAACAUUAUUAAUAUCACCCAUUUUAGAUGGAGAUAAAUGUAUGGGAGUUUUAUAAUGUGUCAAUAAAUCAAAUGGAUAUUUUACUAAAGAUGAUGAAGCAUUAUUAUAAAUUAUGGGAGAAUUCAGUAAAAGUGUCUUAAAAAAUGCUAUGAAUCAUGAUGCUUAGAUGCUAAUUUAAAAUAAACUAAGACAUAUUAUUAAAACAGGAAUCAUUCUUUAAAGCAAGUAAGAUAAUCUUAUUGAUUUAAUUCUAUCAGCAGAAGAAAGAUUACGAUCAUUAAUGAAUGUAGAUUAAGCCAAAGUUGUUUAUUAUAAUUAAGUUCUAUCUCACAUCAAUAGAGAUGGCAAAUUAAGUUAAAUUGAUACUUUAUUGGGUAUCAUGGGACUGUGCAUAAAGGAUCAAUAAUUGGUGGCAGUGAGCAAUUGUUACACUAGUCCAAUAUUUAAUCCUAAUAUUGAUAUAGAAACAAAUAUGCCUAUUAUUUGUAUGCCGUUAAAAACCUAAAAUCAUUAAAUAAUUGGAGCCAUAUAAGUAAUUAAUGUCAAAGGUAUUGGUAACAUUUCUUCAAACAGUGAAGCCAAGAUAAAUUCUAUAGAUUUAGAUAUGCUAGAACUCUUUUGUUAGUAAUGUGCUUAAAGUUUGUAAUAAUGUAAACAAUCAAUCUAAUGA